AUGAGUAGGUCGUUACUGGACAAGCCAACUCUGUUGCUGGAUGGCGGUUUGGGCACGACACUGGAAGAUGAGCACGGCGUCACAUUCUCGUCAAAUACUCCGUUGUGGUCGUCGCACCUGCUGGUCGAAAAUGUAGAGACCCUGAAAAGAGUCCAACGAGACUUUGCCGACGCCGGAGCAGACAUCAUCCUGACAGCGACUUAUCAGGCCAGCUUUCUAGGCUUCAAAAACACCAAGACCACAAGCCGAAGUGGCAUUGAAGAAGACGAGGCACGAAGAUUGAUGCUCUCUGCAGUGGGAGUUGCUCGCGAUGCUUUCAAUGGACGAGCAGGAUUGGUGGCUCUCAGCUUGGGAGCUUACGGUGCUACCAUGAUCCCAAGCACCGAGUACAGUGGGCAAUAUGGAUCCAUGACGGAACAAGACCUAUUCGACUUUCACUCCAAGAGGCUCUCGUGCUUUGUAAACAGUCCGGAGCGGGAGGAAGUAGACCUCGUCGCCAUCGAGACACUACCACGGCUGGAUGAAGUGAGAGCAACAAGGAAAGCGGUGCAAAUCAUCAACGAUAAACCGUAUUGGAUCUCCUGCGUCUUCCCCAAUGAUGAUGAAAGACUGCCUGACGAGACGGGAGUCGAGGAAUUAGUGACCACCAUGUUAGAAGGAGAACGACCUCCGUACGCGAUCGGUAUCAACUGCACGAAGGUCCAUAAGUUGCCAGGCCUGAUUCAGAGCUUUGAGGACUCCGCUCAGGCACACGAUUUAGCCCUUCCACGACUGGUGAUAUACCCAGAUGGCGCCGGAGGGAAAGUGUAUGACACGACCCUGCAGAGAUGGGUGGGAAGCGGCCACGAGGAACCGCCCUGGGAGCAACAGGUCUAUGACGUUGUCAAGGAAGUGCAGCGACGAGGCAAGUGGAAGGGGAUAAUUGUCGGAGGAUGUUGCAAGACGACGCCGACGCAUAUCAAGAAGUUGAAAGCGAAACUGGAUGGGUCGAGAUAG
Molecule: messenger RNA, 996 nt
Organism: Cladophialophora yegresii CBS 114405
Lineage: Eukaryota; Fungi; Ascomycota; Eurotiomycetes; Chaetothyriales; Herpotrichiellaceae
Exons: 1
Coding region: 1-996 (331 amino acids)
Biological process (GO): S-methylmethionine cycle
Molecular function (GO): S-adenosylmethionine-homocysteine S-methyltransferase activity
Source: RefSeq, a predicted model, not a curated record